Molecule: messenger RNA, 3583 nt
Organism: Morus notabilis
Lineage: Eukaryota; Viridiplantae; Streptophyta; Magnoliopsida; Rosales; Moraceae
Product: lysine-specific demethylase JMJ25
Exons: 12
Coding region: 269-3334 (1021 amino acids)
Biological process (GO): regulation of transcription by RNA polymerase II
Cellular component (GO): chromatin; histone deacetylase complex
Molecular function (GO): chromatin DNA binding; histone H3K9 demethylase activity; transcription coregulator activity
Source: RefSeq, a predicted model, not a curated record
UUGAUCAUAGACCUGAUUCCUGAUCUCCGCUCGUGAUCAUCUUAAGGAUUUUGGGGACCAAAUUGGACACGUUUUCCCAUUAUAAUUACGGAAUGUGCCAUCUUUUCUCUCGCUUCCCCACUGUUUCUUUUCUCCCAAUUAAUACUGAGACUGGAAACCCUUUCAACGCUUCCUCUGCCCUCCCCCGUUUGUUUCCCGAGAAAAACUUGUCAUCUUUUCCCGGAAAGUCGAGUAAUUUUUCCUUUUCUUGCUUUUCUGGAAGACUUCGAUGGACGAAGACGAAGCGUUGCCGGACCAUCUGCGGUGUAACCGGACGGACGGACGGCAAUGGCGGUGCAAGCGGAGAGUCAUGGACAACCUGAAGCUCUGCGAGAUUCACUACCUCCAAGGACGGCACCGUCAGUACAAGGAGAAAGUCCCGGAGUCGCUGAAACUUCAAAGGAAGACGACGGCGAAGAAGAAGGAGGUGAAGGGAGGGGAUCAGAAUCGCCGCAGCGUCAAAAUUAGGGCAAAGAAAGUGGAAAUUCUGGCGAAGCUGAUGAAGAGGAAGCGAUCGGGCGAGACGUUGAGGAAGAUGAAGAGGAUGAAGAGGGGAAAUGCGGAGUUGGAGCUUAUAAGGAUGGUGCUUAAGCGCGAGGUGGAGAAGAGCACGGAGAAGAGAAGAAAGGACAAGGAGGAGGUUGUUGUCGAAGACGAAAGCGAGGAGGAACUCACCAGAGACCUUCCCAAUGGCCUAAUGGCGAUCUCUUCGUCUCCGUCGCCUUCGCCGCGGCGGGGCUCCGGCAAUGUAGGUUCCGAUUCGCCUUGCCGUGUCAAGACUGGGGCCGAUUUCCAGGCGGUUCCGCAGCGGCGAUUCCGGUCGAAGAACAGUGAGACAAUUCCUAUUGGUAAAUUGCAGCUUUUUCCCUGUGCGCGAAGUGGCGCAAAGUUGAGUAAGGAGAAGAGGAAAAAAUGCCAUUGGUGUUGCAGAAGUGGUUCGCGGAUUCUAAUUAAGUGUUUGAGUUGCCAAAAACACUUCUUUUGUUUGGAUUGCAUCAAAGAAAGGUAUUUUGAUACACAAGAAGAAGUGAAGGAGGCCUGUCCAGUUUGUCGCAGAACGUGUACUUGUAAGGACUGCUUGGAAAAUCCAUCUAAGGACACUGAAAGUAAGGAUUUUUUCGGGGAGAAACAUAAAGGUGAAGUAAUAUUAUUUGUCCAUUAUUUGAUCUGCAUGCUUCUUCCCUUGUUGAAACAAAUUAACCGAGACCAGAAUGAUGAACUAGAAAUCGAGGCUAGAACAAAAGGACAAAAGUCCUCUACUCUUCAUAUAAAGCAGGCUGAAACAGGGUGCAACGAGAGACAAUGCUGCAAUAGAUGCAAAGCUUCUAUAUUGGAUCUCCACAGAACCUGCCCAAAUUGUUCCUAUAAUCUUUGUUUAAGUUGUUGUCGGGAUUUGCAUCACGGGGGCUUUUACGGAGGUACUGAUAUGCCUAUCUCAAUGUACUCUAACAAAAAGAAAACUCGUAUGUCUCGUAAUACACGGCAGAUAGAGAAGAAGCCGAUAAGAACCAGGAAAAACUCCAGUAAGGAUCUGGCUUUGUCUGUUUCACUGCCACACUGGAAAGCUCAAAAUGAUAAUGCACAAAUAUCUUGUCCGCCCAGGGACUUUGGUGGUUGUGGCGAGAGCCUCCUUGAACUGAGAUGUCUGUUCCCUUUAAGUUUUACCAGAGAGCUGGAAGUAAGUGCCGAAGAGUUAGUCUGUAGCUAUGACUUUCCGGAUACUUCAGACAUACAGUCAUGCUGCUCUAUAUGUCUUGGCACAAACCAGAAAGCUAAAGGAAUAAAGCAGUUGCAAGAAGCAGCUGUAAGAGAAGGCUCGAGCGAUAACUUUUUGUAUUAUCCCACACUUCUGGAAAUUCAUGGUGAUAACUUUGAACACUUUCAGAAACACUGGCUGAAAGGUCAUCCUGUUAUAGUACGCAAUGUGCUUCAGGCUACUUCUCAUUUGAGUUGGGAUCCAGUAUUAAUGUUCUGCGCUUAUCUUGAGAGAAGCAUUUCCAGAUAUGAAGAUAACAGGGAUACAUGUGAAGUUACUAAUCGCUUGGAUUGGUGCGAGGUAGAAAUUGGUAUCAGGCAGUACUUUAUGGGUUCUUUCAAGGGAGAAACCCAUAAAAAUACAUGGAGCGAGUCUCUGAAAUUAAAGGGCUGGCUUUCUUCCCAGUUAUUUCAACAACAGUUUCCAGCUCAUUUCGCUGAAAUAAUCCAUACCUUACCACUUCAAGAAUACAUGAAUCCAGCAUCUGGUCUUCUAAAUCUUGCCGCAAGGUUGCCACAGGAAAUCCCAAAGCCUGACUUGGGUCCAUGUCUUUACAUUUCGUAUGGCUAUGCUGAGCAACUUGUGCAGGCUGAUUCUGUCAUAAAACUUUGUUAUGAUUCAUGUGACAUGGUUAAUAUUUUGGCACAUACUUCAGAUGUCCCUAUCUCUGCAGAACAAGUUUCUAAAGUAAGAAAGCUACUCAAGAAGCACAAGGCUCAAACUAAAAGGUUGUCGUCCAAGGUUACUUCUGAUCAAAACUUAGUGAAUAAAGACAACACAAGAUCAUCAUUGAAUGGUGAGAAAAUUAAAGACAUGGAACUGCGGGAUAUAAUUGGAGAAGAAAUGCAUUUACGCAAGAGAAUAGCUAGAGUAUCUUGUUCCUCUGCUGCCACCAAUGGAUCAUGUGAUAGAAAUCUCAAGGAGAGUAGUAUGUCACGUGAUGUGGAAUCCGUUUCUGAUUCUGAUUUUGAUACCGAUUGUGGGACCAUAAAUGAGUUUGAAACACCAGAAGAUAAGAAGAGUUUUGGGGCUCAAAUUGAAAGCUCCAAUCGUGAUUGUAAAAAGCCCUUAGCCACGUCUUCUCGUGCCCACUGGGACGUCUUUCGCAAACAAGAUGUUCCUAAGCUUAAAGAAUAUCUCAGAAGGCAUUCUCAUGAGUUUGCUUGUUUACGUGACUUUCAGAAGCAUGUUGUUCAUCCAAUAUUUGAUCAGAGUUUCUUUCUUGAUACCACUCACAAAAUGAGGCUUAAGGAGGAGUUUGAGAUUGAACCUUGGUCUUUUGAGCAGCGUGUUGGAGAAGCUGUAAUAAUUCCUGCGGGAUGUCCCUACCAGAUUAGGAGUCCUAAGUCCUGUGUUCAUGUGGUGUUGGACUUUAUGUCUCCUGAGAACGUUAACGAGUGUGUCCAGUUGACGGAUGAAAUCCGUCUUCUCCCCGAUGACCAUAAAGCAAAAGUAGACAAAUUAGAGGUGAGGAAAAUGGCUCUUCAUAGUAUUAGUACUGCUAUCAAAGAAAUUCGCGAGCUUACAUGUGCAACAUAAGUUCGCAACCGAGUUUAGGUUCCAAGAUAUGUGUGCUGACAUGAGAUUUCUCCUUGGGCAUACCAAGAUUUAGCACGUUACUUUUGAGGACAAAGAUGUGAAAAUAGUACUGCCUCAUUGCAGAUUCGUGUAUGCUGUAUAGAUUGGUUUUUUUGGUGCCCAAAACAAUUUUUGUCCGUUCACUCAUAAAAGGAUGUUGACAUUUCUUGAGAUUGUGACGCAUCAGAAGUAGAGAGCCACGCACAGCUA